Messenger RNA from Schistocerca nitens (vagrant locust), 2674 nucleotides. Its product is annotated as UDP-glycosyltransferase UGT5-like. Gene Ontology annotation, molecular function: UDP-glycosyltransferase activity. Lineage: Eukaryota; Metazoa; Arthropoda; Insecta; Orthoptera; Acrididae. The record is from RefSeq and is a predicted model, not a curated record. Bases 42 to 1607 code for a protein of 521 amino acids. The transcript has 5 exons.
CCACGGCCACGAGUCGCACUCCAUCGGCAGCAGUGGACAAGAUGCAGUACAUUUUCCUGGUGAUUAUAGUGGCAGUGCUACAUGGAGAAUCGAAUGCUGCCCGCAUUCUGGGUCUGUUCAAUUAUCCAGGAAAGAGCCACUUUAUAAUGUUCGAGGAGGUGAUGAAGGCGCUCGCUGCCAAAGGCCACGAGGUGUUUGUCUACAGCCACUUCCCUCAAGCUAAGCCUGUACCAAACUACACUGACAUAAGCCUGGUCGGUUCUCUGCCUUCCGUCGUGAAUGGAAUUCCCAUGGACGAUACGUUUGGUAGAGAUGAUCCUUUGGUAACAUUGAAACUACUCGCAAGCCUCACAGUGCAUGCGUGUGAUACGCUGCUGCAGUUCCCCCCAAUGCAACAGCUAAUGAAGUCAAAUGAAAAAUACGAUUUAAUCUUCACUGAGCCAUUCACGACUGACUGUAUGCUGCCCUUCGUCUACAAAUUUCAGACACCCAACAUUGGACUAAUUUCUUCUGUCUUUAUGCCGUGGAAUCCGGAUCGUUUUGGUUUACCUGAAAAUCCGUCGUAUUUGCCACACAUGUUUCUACUGCUCAGUGACCACAUGAGCUUCUUUGAGCGUCUGAGAAACGCAUGGUAUGUGACGUAUAGCAAGUUAUUUUUUUACGAGUACAUGGACAAACCUGCAAAUAAGAUAGUCAGGAAGUACUUUGGCGACAGCCUCCCUCCUUUACAAGAAAUAGCAAAAAGUACUAGUAUGCUUUUCGUCAAUUCACACCCAUCUUUGAAUCCUCCGCGACCAAUUGUUCCAGCUGUUGUGGAGGUCGGCGGUAUACACAUCAAACAUGCGCAGGAACUACCAAAGGACGUCCAGGAGUUCAUGAACGGAGCGGAACAUGGAGUAAUUCUAUUCACAUUGGGUUCGACAAUAUUAGCAAAGGAUUUGCCAGUAGAGAAACGGAAGGCCAUAGUGGAAGCGUUCGCAGAACUACCUCAAAGAGUAGUGUGGAAGUGGGAGGACGAUGAGUUGCCAGGAAAACCACCCAACGUGAUGGUGCGCAAGUGGCUGCCUCAGUAUGACAUAUUAAGUCAUCCCAAAAUGCGACUGUACAUUUCUCACGGAGGUCUGAUGGGAACAAUAGAAGCCAUUUACAAUGGCCUACCUAUGAUAGGGAUUCCGCUGUGGGGCGAUCAGCCUUCUAACGUGAUGAUGUGUGUGAGGAGGGGCGUCGGCCGUCUGCUCCGCUUUCAUGAGAUAUCUAAACAGUCGCUGUUGCAGAACAUACGCGAGGUGAUCAACGACCCACGGUACAAGCAGAGGGCUGUGGAGCUGUCAGAGGUGUACAAGGACAGGCCCAUGAGUCCCCGGGAAGCUGUCGUGUACUGGUCAGAGUACGUCAUCCGGCACAAGGGAGCCAGGCACCUGCGCACAGCUGCCGUCGAUCUGCAGUGGUACCAACUGCUGCUACUGGAUGUUCUGGCCGUCGUCUUCGUCGGUCUCACUGCGGUUGUAGGUGUGGGCGUUGGUCUUCUGAGGCUAGUCUUACGAAUAUCUGGAUUUCUGAGAAGGGCGUCAUCGGAAGAUACGUUACUGCAAAAGAAACAGCAGUAGUACCUAUCUUACUUGCGAAUACACAAUGUGCAUCUUAUAAUAUAUCGACUUCUAAACUGAAAGUAAGUUGUUGACAAAAUCACCAGCUGGGUCAUUAAAAGCUCCUGCGAUUAGUGUUUCGAGAAGUUCAGUAGAUAACAUUUGCCUCAAAUUUUUGAAAAGCCAGGAUUAGUGAAACGACUGAGGCACAUAACUGGAUAUUACUCUUAGAAUGAAAAGCUAUAACUUCAUUCAAUUGGUCUCGCCCAUUUUGGGAAAAUUGGCAUCUUUCCAAAUAACAUUAAAUAUUGAAGUGUACAGAUUCCAUGGAUGCGCCCAGUAUUAAUGUACAGAAGGACUUAGUUACAUUAAAAAGAAGUUGACAUCUCACAUUAAAACUUAUGUAUGAAUGAAAUUGUCGUUUGGGUCUGAUGCACCACUAGUUCGUCUUAUAGUCACGUAUGUCUUCCACUUGAUAGUGCAACUGUUACCAUUAUUGCCACUAUACACAUUAUAUAUGCUUCUUUCAGUGAGGUGAAGAGAACAAUAAAACGCCUUUCCUCAAGCAAAUAGCAAUGGUGAAGGCAAAACGAAUCUGAAAGCUAAAUGGAAACGUUAAGAAUGCAACAGAGGUGGAAAGUAGCUACUUUGUCAAUCACUGUGGAAUUUCCUAUGGGUUGGCUUAGAACAUCGCGAAUAACUGCAUUAUAAGGGACUUACUGGAACACAGGUGCUCUCAGCCUUCUAAUAUUUCUCAACUGUGGCUGUUAGAAAGGUGAGAUCUUUUCAUGUGGUUAUUUUACACUCCUGUGAUCAUGUACAGAGUGUAAGUUUAAAGAGGAAGCGUUUUAUCCAGCUAUCUCCUGGUAUUCAAAGACUGUAUGCUUCGUGUUUCCUGUUCUGGAAACCACUCUCUCUCUGGUGUCAUCAACUGCACUCCCAUUGUAAAAACGUUGUAACGAGUUGUCAAAGUAGAGUAACAAAUUUUGUGAGUACUAAAGAUGUAGUUAUAUGUAGCCUAUGGUCAGAGCUCACUACUCAACUCCGGUCUUUACAUUUCUGUUAAUUAAAAUUUAAUUUAUAACUGU